This is a messenger RNA of Neolamprologus brichardi, 1227 nucleotides long. The record is from RefSeq and is a predicted model, not a curated record. Lineage: Eukaryota; Metazoa; Chordata; Actinopteri; Cichliformes; Cichlidae.
CUUUUGUUUCAUUUACAGAGAUUUUUGCUUGUUACUGUUUAGUAAAGAUGAGGAAUUACAGUCCAGUGUCGCUUAAAAUAAUUUUUUUCAUGUUAAAUAAACUGACAACAUGUUUGUUUUUGUAAACCGUGGACGAUUAGUUCAGGUUUUAACAUUUGCCCUAGUGGGGAAGUUGCCAAUAGGACUUUUGACUUUUGUCUCUUGACCCUUCUUCCCUUUCUGCACCCAACAAAUGUGACCCGUCACAUUUCAUCACAUAUCAGCAUGUGCAGUACUUUGACUGUUUGUCGAUCUUCACUCAGGGUGGACUAUGAAAGGAUAAAAGCUGCGGGCCCAGACCGAGCAGCAGCAGAGUGGUUGCUGAGAUGUGGUGCUAAAGUGCGCUUCCAGGGUUUUGAUCGCUGGCAUCUCGACUACAACGCAUUGCCAACUGGGUCUCUGGGCAGAUACAAGAUCCAGGCGAUUGACGCCACUGAAUCCUGCAUCAUGUACAAAGGGUUUGACUACCUGGAUGGUUUGAAACAUUUGGAAGAAGUCAAGUUCAAUAAGUGUAUCUACAUUGAAGAUGCCUGUCUGGAGAGGCUGACCUCCAUAGAGAACCUGCAGGAGAGCUUGUACAUGAUGGAGGUGGUGUCGUGUGGAAAUGUGACUGAUAAGGGUAUUAUCGCCCUGCACAAACUCAGGAAACUGGAGUAUCUGUUUCUCAGUGAUCUUCCCGGAAUCAAAGACAGACAGACAACAGUUGACAGGCUGCAAACUGCACUUCCACAUCUGGAAAUACAGCUGGACCUGGACUGAUCGUGUGAAUGGCACACAGCACAACAUCCAUUAUACUUAGGUUUUGAGGGUUUUUUGUCACGAGAAGGUGUGGCGUAAUCAUUCACAGAGUUGUCAUUUUGUCAGUCCAACAAAGAGUCAAAUGAAAUCGCUGGUGACACUAGUUCACUGUGAUAUUUAUUCAAAGUAACUCCAUAUGUGUGUACAUAGAGAAAGCAAUUGAAAAGGUUUAUUUUAAGAGUAAUUUACAUCUUCUUUUUAGAUUAUUUUGGCAUUCAUCAUUAAAUAUCUGAGGACAAACAGAUGGCUGAAAACAUCCUUAGCACCAAUAUUCCAGAGACGUUGAGUACAGUGUGAAUGCUGCUAAUAAAUGUUUGUGAAAGUGGGAUAAAGGAUGUUUAAUGUCUGUAUUUACUCCUAAUGUCAAUAAAUAAGAUUUUCUGAAACGCU